Entelurus aequoreus (snake pipefish) is the source of this 5667-nucleotide messenger RNA. RefSeq names its product ankyrin repeat and MYND domain-containing protein 1-like. The transcript is spliced from 17 exons. The record is from RefSeq and is a predicted model, not a curated record. Gene Ontology annotation, molecular function: protein binding. NCBI's taxonomy places the organism in Eukaryota, Metazoa, Chordata, Actinopteri, Syngnathiformes, Syngnathidae. The coding region runs from base 287 to 2830 and encodes 847 amino acids.
AGUGACUUCACAAUUAAGAUUACGACCGUGAGUGUUGUGGUCAUACUGUGUGAUGACGUAAUGUGAUGCCGUAUCCUUGCUCAUAAGUGUCAUGCGAACUUUACCUCAUAUCUCACCGGCACGAAAAGUUCCUCGUAUUUCGUCACUUGUUUCUCAAGGUGUGCACACGAAAAUGUGGGGUAUUUGUCAGCCGAAUCCCUCAAAAAAAAAGAUGUUAUCAAUUAUAUUUUUCAAGGCGCGAAAGUGCUGCUGGGUUACGGGUGGUCAUUUAAUGUUUCGGGUUUAAAUGUCAAGGCGCGAAAGUGCUGAUGGGGAAGGGGCCCCUAAGGCCAGCAGGGGACUGUACAAGCAGAGACAAGGAUUUGGCGUCCAGGAGCGUCUGGAUGGUUCCACGUAUGAGGGAGAGUUUGUUAGUGGCCUUAAACACGGCAAGGGGAGAUACACCUGGAAGAGUGGAGAGUUCUACGAGGGUUCUUUCUACAAAGACUACAGGCAUGGUGAUGGAGUCUACUGUUGGCCAUCAGGCAACAAAUUCAUCGGCAGAUUUUACCUCAACUGGAGAGAAGGAUAUGGGAAGCAUCUUUUUCCUGAUGGUGCCAUAUUUGAGGGUUUGUACCAUUCCGACCAGAGGUUUGGCCCUGGUGUGCUUAAAGAGUCCUCAGGGCGUCAAGAUGUGGGUAUUUGGCAUGGAAAACAUUUGAUACAACUCUGUAACACAGUAGAAGACAGCUUCAGCUUGAAAAACAUCCCUGAAUAUGCGGUAUACUUGGAGGAAACUACUGCCUCACCUUCUCUCAAUCAGGGAGCCCGAGAUGACAAUUUGCUGUUAUUUGAUGACAAUACCAUUGUCCCCUCCGGCAUUGAGAAUUAUUCCAUGGACAGUGACCACCUCCCGUUACCCCCGAUGAAAAGAAGAGAGUUCGACAAACAUUUUUACGGCAAUCUAUGGGAGCCCGACGAUGAUCCUUACCAAGGCUACAAGAGAGACCCGCUCUCCUCUCUGCCCUUAAAGAGUCGGAUGCUGGCUCUAAUUCACAAACACAGACGACUGGCUGAAAACUUGGACUGGGACGUGGCAGCAGUUCUCUCCUUAAAAAGGGACAGUUUUGGUGAUAAGGGGUUUUUGGAAGUCACAUCGGAACUGUUGAUCCAGCAGGCUGCCUCAGGAGAACGAGAAGCUGUUUUCAAGAUUCUCCUGGAUGGCAUUGUUCACCCUGAUGUGGCAGAUUCUCAUGGUCACACCGCACUUAUUGCUGCCACGGUAAAUUGCCAAAAUGAUGUGAUCCACCUCUUGUUGGAUAUGGGCGCUAAUAUCGACAAGUUGAAUUUCGAGGGCAUGUCAGCCUUGUCUGUUUGUCAUUGCCUCUACUACCCCUUCCAGUCUUUGUCCACGUUUGCAGGACCUCCUACUACAUCACAGGAUGUCACUGGUGAGUUGAUUGUUCCAGAAAAGCCACAUAGCAGUAAUCAGAGGAAGGCGCUACAAUCAGAAGGCUCAAUUCAGGACGCCGACAAAGAGCCGACCCCGCCACAGUCGUUCACCUCGACCUGCUCCAUGUACAGCUACCACAUAACUGUCACGGAGGAAGUCAUGCAGGGUGCGGUUGAAGCUCUCAGUCGCACCGGCUUUCCUCAGCAUUUCGAUACUCAGGAAACCGCCCGCAGAAUGGCUGCGAUGAAGUUUAUGCACCGGGGCCGUUUGAUCACACUUAAUCUGCUGUUGGAUCGUGGUGCCGACCCGAAUAUAUGCCGAUUCCCCUUACCUGUUCUCUUUUUGGCUAUUAUGGCGGGGGAUACUGAGACUGUCAAGAGACUUCUGCUGUGUGGAGCUCGCACUGAUAUUUCUCUCUCAGCUGAGAUGAAGGGACUAUUUCCUGUACAUGUGGCUACAGCCCUGCCAGGCCCAGAAGGUCCCAAAAUCAUAGAACUGCUGCUGCAUGCUUUAACCGACCCAGAUGCACGGGCAGGCGACCAGGACGAGAUCUACGAACCAGAUAAGGUUUCCAUGAAGGCCAGAAAAACAUGGAGGAUCACGAAGUCAUGCCCUGGAGAGGGAGGACGAACACCUCUUCACGUGGCCUGCCAGAGAGCCACUGACCACUGUAAUGCCAGCAAGGUGGUAUCCCUAUUGCUCUCCCACAGAGCCAGAACAGAUCUCCUCUGGAGUGGACACUCACCUCUCUCCUUAGCAAUAUCAAGUGGCAACGAAGUGGCAGUGGAGGAGCUAUUGAGAGGAGGUGCAGACCCUAAUAUUCCUCUGGGUCGUGGAGUGGGCAAUGCUCUUUGUGCACUAAGUAACUUCAGCUACGAUCUAGAUGACAAAAGAGUAAAACUGUUGGACAUGCUGGAAAAGGCUGGUGCUGACAUGUUGAUGCCAGUCGUUGUGGGUGAUGUCAAGGGGACUGCAGUUGACUUUGCACACCACUCUUUUAAUCAGGACCUGCGUAUUGCCAACACACCCUUCCACACUCUCAACAUGGGGGAGAGGGAAACGUUCAAAACACGUCGCCACCUGCUGAGCAUCAUGGGAGAUCUGCUGAGACACACUGCGGUUCAGAGAGAGAAAGAGCAAAUUGAGAGAGAGAAGCGCAUUUCGCAGACUGCAAAGUUUACAGGUGAAGGUGCUGUUGUUUCCAAUGACAACAAACCUCCCACGGCGGCGAAACAAAGGAAACCCUUUAAGUUCUGUUACCAUUGCGGUCGCUCCGCAGCUGUGACGCUGACUGCUUGUACUCGCUGCCACAAGGUGCUUUACUGCUCGACACACUGCAAACUGAAAGCGUGGAAUAAAGGGCACAAGGAGGAGUGUGUCCGGGAGACUCUGGAAUAGACUUUCUCGAGGGAAGUGUGUGUAGUUCAUCUACCCGUCUUCACACUUGACGCGUACUACCAGGAGGACAAACUGAGAUGACAAAAAGGCAUGCACAAGAUGAAGUACAGAGAAAAAGUGCCAAGGCUUUGGGGAAUGAAAGGACACAUUUGGUAUGGUAAGAAAUGAGGAUAUAUGGAAGGAAUACACCGAUGAAGCUGACAGUUGAUCAAAGUUACGAGUUUUGAAAGGUGCCGUGUUAAGUCUAUAAAAAUUAUUUGCACUUUUUUUCUGUUUUGGGACUCACACAGUCUAAGCCAGGGGUCGGCAACCCAAAAUGUUGAAAGAGCCAUAUUGGACCCAAAAAACAAAAACAAAUCUGUCUGGAGCCGCAAAAAAUUAAAAGCCAUAUUACAUGUGUCAUGAGAUGUAAAUUUAAUUAAGAGGACUUAAAGGAAACUAAAUGAGCUCAAAUAUAGCUACAAAUGAGGCAUAAUGAUGCAAUAUGUACAUAUAGCUAGCCUAAAUAGCAUGUUAGCAUCGAUUAGCUUGCAGUCAUGCAGUGACCAAAUAUGUCUGAUUAGCACUUCACACAAGUCAAUAACAUCAACAAAACUCACCUUUGUGCACUCAUGUACAACGUUAAAAGUGUGGUGGACAAAAUGAGACAGAAAAAGAAGUGGCAUAAAACACGUCCUAGAAAGUCGGAGAAAGUUAUGCAUGUAAACAGACUAUACGGUGAGUUCAAGGACCGCCAAAAUAAGUAGGACAAAACGGCGCUCGCCAAAUACUUGAAUCAGUGAAGCAUAUUUAAUAUAAACAGUGUGAUUUAUAACAAUUACGGAGGUUUGUGUCAUGUUUGUCCUCCUACAGAAACCAUACUAAAACAAAAAAAUUUUUUUUUUUUUCCCCCUCAUCUUUUUCCAUUCUUCAUACAUUUUUGAAAAAUCUCCAGAGAGCCACUAGGGCGGCGCUAAAGAGCCGCAUGCGGCUCUAGAGCCGCGGGUUGCCGACCCCCGGUCUAAGCAGUCAUGUUUAAAUUAGUGCUGUCAAAUCAUUUAUACACUAUAUUGCCAAAAGUAUUUGGCCACCUGCCUUGACUCACAUAUGAACGUGAAGUGCCAUCCCAUUCCUAACCCAUAGGGUUCAAUAUGACACCUUUUGCAGCUAUUACAGCUUCAACUCUUCUGGGAAGGCUGUCCACAAGGUUGUAGAGUGUGUUUUAAAGGAAUUUUCCACCAUUCUUCCAAAAGCGCAUUGGUGAGGUCACACACUGACGUUGGUGGAGAAGGCCUGGCUCUCAGUCUCCGUUCUAAUUCAUCCCAAAGGUGUUUCUAUCGGGUUCAGGUCAGGACUCUGUGCAGGCCAGUCAAGUUUAUCCACACCAGACUCUGUCAUUCAUGUCUUUAUGGACCUUGCUUUGUGCACUGGUGCACAGUCAUGUUGGAAGAGGAAGGGGCCCGCUCCAAACUGUUCCCACAAGGUUGGGAGCAUUAAAUUGUCCAAAAUGUUUUGGUAUCCUGGAGCAUUCAAAGUUCCUUUCACUGGAACUAAGGGGCCAAGCCCAACUCCUGAAAAACAACCCCACACCAUAAUUCCUCCUCCACCAGAUUUCACACUCGGCACAAUGCAGUCCGAAAUGUAGCGUUCCCCUGGCAACCUCCAAACCCGGACUGGUCCAUCAGAUUGCCAGAUGGAAAAGUGUGAUUCAUCAGUCCAGAGAAGGCGUCUCCACUGCUCUAGAGUCCAGUGGCGACGUGCUUUACACCACUGCAUCCCACGCUUUGCAUUGGACUUGGUGAUGUAUGGCUUAGAUGCAGCUGCUCGGCCAUGGAAACCUAUUCCAUGAAGCUCUCUGCGUACUGUACGUGGGCUAAUUGGAAGGUCACAUGAAGUUCGGAGCUCUGUAGCAACUGACUGUGCAGAAAGUCUUUGCACUAUGCUGACCUCUCUGUCAGUUUACGUGGCCUACCACUUGGUGGCUGAGUUGCUGUUGUUCCCAAACUCUUCACUUUUCUUAUAAUAAAGCCGACAGUUGACUUUGGAAUAUUUAGGAGCGAGGACAUUUUUCACGACUGGAUUUGUUGCACAGGUGGCAUCCUAUGACAGUUCCACGCUGGAAAUCACUGAGAGCGGCCCAUUCUUUCACAAAUGUUUGUAGAAACAGUCUCCAUGCCUAAGUGCUUGAUUUGAUACACCUGUGGCCGGGCCAAGUGAUUAGGACACCUGAUUCUCAUCAUUUGGAUGGGUGGCCAAAUACUUUUGGCAAUAUAGUGUAUUUUAUUUAGAUUAAUCACACUUUUGAAUUUGGAUUAUUCAUGACUUAUCACAGGUUAUUACUGGCUUGCAUAAUUGAAAUCAAUUUAAAAAAGACUCCAAAAUCUGGACUCAAAUGCAGAAUGUCAUCCAGGAACGUUUUCCAGCUGUUUUACUUGAGUGUACAUACUUUUAUUUGCUCAGAAUUUGCUCAGUUUUAUUUAAAGUCGAGUCAGGGUGCAUUUUGAAGAUACAUUUUUCAGCGAGCGCACUAGUCAGAGUCUCCUCAUUCAUCUUUGCUUACUAAUGCUGGCAUUGACCUGAUCACUAACCAGAUAACGACAGGUAACCAUCCUUAGCUAAGGUAAAGUUGCAUGCAGUCAACAUAAUUUGUGUGAUUGAUCUGCGUAUAUACAUGAUGAAUGUGAUAUCAUUUUUGUGAUCAAUUACAUUAGUUAAAUCCCUGUUUUUGACAGCCCUAGUUAGAAUAUUACACAUUGAGUUUAUAAAUUCGUCCUGGUCGUGGAACUGUGGACCAGCUCUAUACUCUCGGCAGGGUCCUUGAGGGUGCAUGGGAGUUUGCCCAACCAGUCUACAUGUGC